UUUUUUUCGUUGCAACUUGUAUAAUUUAAAUUUGACCUUGCAUUUUGUGGAGUAAUUUAUCACAUAUUAAUCUAGUUUUUUGAUUUUUUUUAAUUUUUCCAUAACCAUUUGGAUGAUAUACAAACAACGAGGGAAUGUUCACUUGAGAGUUAAAAAUAAUUUCCCCAUAUCCAAUAGUCCAUAAGUGCAAAACUGAGAACUGAUCUUCACACGAAAAUCUGAAACUCUCACUGGAGUAGUAGACAAAUAACACAGUCCGGUGCUCCAGCAUAAGUGAUGAUCACAUCCAAGCUGCCAUGGCCAAUUGCCAUCUUCCAAAGUAACUUCAGCCAUGGAAAGCAAGCAUGGAGCAUGCACCCAAGUCAAAACCCUGCAUAGCACUCCAUCCUCCAAAAGGUCUGCAAAACUCCUCCCUAAAGACUUGUACAUUCCCUGAUUUUCCCUCAUCAUCCCAUCUCGUUUGUUCUUCACUCUGUGUAUUAUGCAUCAGUCCAUGCAUUCAUGCUGCAUGAUCGGCUAGCUAGCUCUGCUCGCGCGUCUACGUGAUGGCACUGAUCAGCUCGCUGCAGAGGCCAAGGAAGCCGAGGUGCCCUUCCCACCCAAUGCUCUCCCUCUCCCCAUCCCUCGUCUGCCUCCUCGUCCUCCUCCCCUUCCUCUCCCUGCUCCUCCUCCACCGCUCCGCCUUCCCGGCUUCACGUUCUCCGCUCCUCGCCCACCUCACCGCGUCCUCCUCCUCGCGCUCCUCGGCGAGCGGCUUCGCCGGCGGCGACCUACGUGAGAUCGAGUUCUCGUGGAACCACCUGCCGUUCAGGCAGUCCAGGCCGCCGCCGGCGAGGCUCAAGAUCGCCGUGUUCUCGCGGAAGUGGCCCGUGGCCUCGGCGCCCGGCGGCAUGGAGCGGCACGCGCACACGCUGCACACGGCGCUCGCGGCGCGCGGGCACCGCGUCCACGUGUUCACCUCCCCGCCGCCGCACACCGAGGCCGCGCCCCCGCGCUCCGCCGACGGGCCGCAGCUCCACUUCCUCGACGGCGACCCCGGGGUGUGGCGCUGCGACGAGGCGUGGAAGCUGUACGAGGCCGAGGCCGAGAACGACCCGUUCGACGUCAUACACUCGGAGAGCGUGGCCGUGUUCCACCGCUGGGCGCGCGGCGUGCCCAACCUGGUCGUGUCGUGGCACGGCAUCUCCCUGGAGGCGCUCCACUCGGGGAUAUACCAGGACCUCGCCCGCGGCGACGACGAGCGCAUGUCGCCGGCGUUCAACCACAGCCUGGCACAGUCGGUGUACCGGGUGCUGUCCGAGGUGCGCUUCUUCCGGAGCUACGCGCACCACGUGGCCAUCAGCGACGCCACGGGGGAGAUGCUGCGCGACGUGUACCAGAUCCCCAGCCGCCGCGUGCACGUCAUCCUCAACGGCGUCGACGAGGCGCAGUUCGAGCCGGACGCGGCGCUGGGCCGCGCGUUCCGGGAGGACCUCGGGCUGCCCAAGGGCGCCGACCUGGUGUUCGGCGUCUCCGGCCGGCUGGUCAAGGACAAGGGCCACCCGCUGCUGUACGAGGCCUUCUCCAAGCUCGUGCUGCGCCACCCCAACGUGUACCUCCUCGUCGCCGGCAAGGGGCCGUGGGAGCAGCGGUACAUGGACCUGGGCCGCAACGCCAAGGUGCUCGGCGCCGUGCCGCCGGAGAAGCUCAAGGCGUUCUACAACGCGCUGGACGUGUUCGUGGACCCGACGCUGCGGCCGCAGGGCCUGGACCUGACGCUCAUGGAGGCCAUGCAGUGCGGCAAGCCGGUGCUCGCCACGAGGUUCCCCAGCAUCAAGGGCAGCAUCGUCGUCGACGACGAGUUCGGGUACAUGUUCGCGCCCAACGUGGAGUCGCUGCUCGAGAAGCUGGAGGCCGUGGUGGAAGAGGGCGCCCGCCGCGCCGCGCAGCGCGGCCGCGCGUGCCGCGACUACGCCAAGACCAUGUUCGCCGCCACCAAGAUGGCGCUCGCGUACGAGAGGCUCUUCCUCUGUGUCAAGAACGACACUUUCUGUGCCUACCCAGCUGAGUUCGAUUAGUUCGUUAAUUUUGAUCAGCGUACGUGUGUUUAUUUCAUUGAAUACUCUAUUUAAUAAUCACAGAAAUUAAACUAUAUUAAUCUUCGUAUUUAUACUCUGUAUUUGGACCUCAUAUAAAUAUCCACAAAGUAC
Messenger RNA from Oryza sativa Japonica Group (Japanese rice), 2189 nucleotides. RefSeq lists its product as uncharacterized. Gene Ontology annotation, molecular function: glycosyltransferase activity. The record is from RefSeq and is a predicted model, not a curated record. NCBI's taxonomy places the organism in Eukaryota, Viridiplantae, Streptophyta, Magnoliopsida, Poales, Poaceae.